AUAAGCACCACUAACUACACUAAACCCCAAAAGGAAAAAGAAACAUUUAUCGCCCUCAUCAUGGCACCAUUGCUAGACAAAUUCCUCCUCCGUGAGCUGGUCGUGGCGGUUGCCGUCUUCUACUUCACCCGCCUCAUCAUCCGAUCACUCCUCCAGAAAUCUCCGCGGCCGCUUCCGCCGGGCCCGAAAGGUUGGCCCGUAAUCGGUGCUCUUCCUCUCCUAGGCUCCAUGCCCCAUGUCGCACUAGCCCAAAUGGCCAAAAAAUAUGGUCCAGUAAUGUACCUCAAAAUGGGUACUUGUAAUAUGGUUGUCGCCUCAACCCCGGACUCCGCCCGAGCUUUCCUUAAGACUCUGGACCUCAACUUCUCGAACCGGCCCCCGAACGCCGGCGCCACCCACUUGGCCUAUAACGCCCAAGACAUGGUCUUUGCGGAUUAUGGGCCGAGAUGGAAGCUUUUGCGCAAGUUGAGUAACCUACACAUGUUGGGCGGUAAGGCCCUGGACGAUUGGGCCCAAGUCCGGAACUUUGAGUUGGGCCAUAUGAUACGGGCCAUGUGCGAGUCCAGUCGAAGAGGAGAAGCCGUCGUUGUGCCUGAAAUGUUAACAUACGCCAUGGCUAACAUGAUCGGGCAAGUGAUACUGAGCCGGCGAGUUUUCGUGACGAAAGGCACGGAGUCCAAUGAGUUCAAGGACAUGGUGGUGGAGCUGAUGACGAGCGCCGGGUUUUUCAAUAUCGGCGAUUUCAUACCGUCAAUAGCGUGGAUGGAUCUACAAGGGAUCGAGAAGGGAAUGAAGAAAUUGCACAAGAAAUUUGAUGUGUUGUUGACAAAAAUGAUGGAGGAACAUAUGGCUACAACCCAUGAACGUAAAGGGAAACCAGAUUUUCUUGAUGUUGUAAUGGCGAAUAUGGAAAAUUCUGAAGGAGAAAGGCUUAGUAUUACCAAUAUUAAGGCACUGCUUCUGAAUCUUUUCACUGCAGGUACUGAUACCUCAUCAAGCAUAAUAGAAUGGUCAUUAGCGGAGAUGAUGAAGAACCCUAGCAUCCUAAAGAAGGCACAUGAAGAGAUGGAUCGAGUUAUCGGUCGUGACCGGAGACUCCAGGAAUCUGACAUCCCAAAACUUCAGUACUUGCAAGCAAUAUGCAAAGAAACAUUUCGUAAACACCCAUCAACACCAUUAAACCUGCCUAGGAUUGCAGUUGAAGCUUGUGAGGUUAAUGGGUACUACAUACCCAAGAACACUAGACUUAGUGUCAACAUUUGGGCAAUAGGCAGGGACCCUGAUGUGUGGGACAACCCUUUGGAGUUCAAUCCAGAGAGAUUCAUGAGUGGCAAAAAUGCCAAAAUCGAUCCUCGUGGGAACGAUUUUGAGUUGAUUCCGUUUGGUGCUGGAAGAAGAAUCUGUGCUGGGACUAGAAUGGGGAUUGUGUUGGUUGAGUAUAUUUUGGGGACAUUAGUGCACUCUUUUGACUGGAAACUGCCUAAUGGGGUUGAUCAGCUUAACAUGGAUGAGGCAUUUGGGCUUGCAUUGCAAAAGGCAGUGCCACUCUCUGUUAUGGUCUCACCAAGACUUGCUCUUACUGCCUAUGCCUCCUAAAGUCAUGAAGUUGUGUGAUUUCUACCAAGAUUUGCUGUUCCAAGUCUGUGUUGUUUCAAUGGAUGUUGUUGAUGUUUUUACGUCUUGUUUGUGGGUUGCUACUUUAAUCUUUAUCGAUAUAUUGUAGCCAACUAUUCCUCCACCUUCUUUCUUCACAAUAAAAAUCCCAGUUUUAUUGUCUUUUGAGUUA
Messenger RNA from Tripterygium wilfordii, 1786 nucleotides. RefSeq names its product flavonoid 3',5'-hydroxylase 1-like. The coding region runs from base 61 to 1596 and encodes 511 amino acids. NCBI's taxonomy places the organism in Eukaryota, Viridiplantae, Streptophyta, Magnoliopsida, Celastrales, Celastraceae. The record is from RefSeq and is a predicted model, not a curated record. Gene Ontology annotation, molecular function: heme binding; monooxygenase activity; iron ion binding. The transcript is spliced from 2 exons.